Messenger RNA from Aspergillus campestris IBT 28561, 1609 nucleotides. RefSeq names its product indoleamine 2,3-dioxygenase family protein. The transcript has 5 exons. The record is from RefSeq and is a predicted model, not a curated record. Gene Ontology annotation, molecular function: heme binding; metal ion binding. Lineage: Eukaryota; Fungi; Ascomycota; Eurotiomycetes; Eurotiales; Aspergillaceae. Bases 44 to 1534 code for a protein of 496 amino acids.
CUUUCUUCUAUCUUCCCUAUCCCCAGUCAUCCAGUCCAUCACCAUGUCUCCCUCCAAGCUAUCUCCCCAAUCCACCACCACCCAACACUUCCCUCACAUCCACGAUGACCCAGCCUCCCUCCCCCAGUCCCUAGACCCCUUCACAAUCACCACAUCCACAGGCUUCAUGCCCUAUCGUAUGGGUCCCACCCACCUCCCAGAAGCCUUCCAGCCCCUAAUGGCCCUGCUCGACCGUAUGCCCGUCCGCAAGGCCGACGGCUCCCCGGGUCUGCUGGCUACCUAUGAGCUGGGCCCUACCGUCCAGGCGGGAUUCCCGGACCUGACGGAUGAGGUGGACAAGCUGGUUACUGAGGACGGUGCUCCGGAUUUGUAUACCGUUACUGCUGUCUUCAGGGACUACACUUUCCUGGCGUCGGCUUAUCUGCUUGAGCCUUGCUGGGAGAGCUGGAAUUGUAGUGCUGAUAAGGGGUAUGGGUUUGGGAGGGAUGUGUUGCCGAGGGCUAUUGCUGUUCCUAUGUAUCGGUGUGCUCAGCUCCUCGACAUCCCCCCCUUCAUGUCCUACGCCGCAUCAUACGCCCUCUUCAACUACAACGUCGCCGACAACGCCAAAGGCCUGGAGUACGACAACCUCCGUCUAGUCCGUGCCUUUGAGUACGGUCUCGACCCCAAGAGCUCCGAGGCCGGCUUCAUCCUCACCCACGUCGACAUGGUCAAGUGGUCGGGCAGUCUCAUCGCUGGCGCUAUCAAGAUCGUCGAUACCAUCGAGCAGGGUGGACCCCGGUCGGAUGUUAAUGAUGGGUUUAGAGAGAUUUUGUCUGCUAUGGAGAAGAUUGAGGCUGCUAUGGAGGAUAUGUGGGCAAACUCCAAACCCGGCGAAUACCUCUCCUUCAGAGUCUUCAUCUUCGGAAUCACUUCCCAGUCGAUGUUCCCCAAUGGAGUCAUCUACGAAGGCGUCCUCGACGACAAUCGUCUCAACUUCCGGGGUGAAAGCGGCGCCAACGACAGCAUGAUCCCCCUCCUAGACCACCUCCUCCAAAUCCCCAUGCCCUCCACCCCCCUCACCAAAAUCCUGCACGAAUUCCGCGCCUACCGCCCCCUCCCGCACCGCGAAUUCCUCGCCCACAUGAACGCCAAGUGCGCCGAGCUGGACAUCCGCGCCUUCGCCGUCCGCGACACGGAAACCGCCAUCUGCUUCCUGAAGACGCUGAACCAUGUGCGUAGCUUCCGGUGGAGGCAUUGGCUUUUUGCCCGCGAGUAUAUUAUUCGCAGGACGCCGCAUCCGACUGCUACGGGGGGGAGUCCGAUUGUUACUUGGCUCCCUAAUCAGCUCUCCGCUGUUAUGGAUAUGAUGCUCUCGCUGUAUGAUACGUACCUGGCGCCGCAGAAGACUGCUGGUGGGAAGGGUCCCGACGGAUUGACCGGGUAUGAUGCGGUGUACCAGAAACAGGUCGAGCCUAUGAUGGAGAUGGUGCGCGAUCAGAGGGAGAAGUUGGCGCGGGAGGUGGAGCGUUGGUGUAAGGAGAGGGGGGUGUAACUUUUCUUUCUUUUUUAUUAUUAUUUAUGUUUUACUGGUGUAGAUAUAGAAUGGAAUGUUGACUCUUUAUUAAUU